Molecule: messenger RNA, 2382 nt
Organism: Durio zibethinus
Lineage: Eukaryota; Viridiplantae; Streptophyta; Magnoliopsida; Malvales; Malvaceae
Source: RefSeq, a predicted model, not a curated record
CGCCCCCUCCCUUCUGCUAUAAUUCAUUCCAGAAGCUUGCCUCCGGGUCAAGUCUGCUAUCCUCCAAAACCUUUAAUAUUUUUUUCCGAUUCCAAUACGCAACAGUCCAUAUACUAUCCAUGGACCUCUCUUCUUCUCUUCCAGAAUCACAGCAACGGCUGCCUAAUCAUGAUCAUCAACAAUUGCAUAACCAAUCAACCCAAUCUUGUUACUACCCCCAACAAAACCAACAACAACCACCUCAACAUUACUAUUCCUAUAAUGGUCCUCCUGGUUACGCUUAUUAUCAAGUGCCACAUCAGCAGAGUCUUGAAUCAGUUGGAGUUUCGGUUAAUACCAUGGCGCGAAUUGCGGAUUCUGUUUGGACGACGGCUCAGGUGGGACUCAACCCGGUGUCUGCAGCCGCAGUGGUUGCCCUGUCGCAGUUGGCGCAAUUCCAGCGGACAGCAACGGCUGGAAUGCACCCCUACUUUGCGGCGCCGCUGCUGCACCAUGGACCGACUUUAAUGCCUUCGCCGCCGGCUAGUGGGUCUCCAUAUAAUAGUGGUGGUAGAGAAGGCAUUAGAUCCUUCAGACGUCAUGGCAGGGGAUAUAUUGGCCAGUGCUCUCCCAAGACUGGUGACCAUGAAACAGGAAGUGGUGAGGGCAGAGGUGGUCCUCAAUGCUUCAAACAACAUGGAGCAUCAUCAGCCUCACAGCAAGAGCCGUACAAUGAGAAUAUAAAAUCUACAGAUAAAUCAGAACCCCUGGCUGUUUUACCUAAAGAAACUGCUCAAACUGCAGUGCCUCCCAAGGCAUCUCGGUCUAUACCGAUGGAGGAGAAAGUUCGUUCAAGCAGACAGCCACCACAGGGUGCAUGGUGUGCGCUUUGCAGGGUUGAGUGCACCAGUUUGGAAAUCCUUGAGCAACACAAGAAUGGAAAGAGGCAUAAAAGGAACCUGCAGAAAAAUGAAGAGUCAAAGAUUGCUGUCAAACCUGGGAUGGAAAAACAGAAUGGGAAGAAACCUACAGCCAAGCUUGAGAAUGAAGGAACUCAGCAGCCCAACAGUGCCCAAGAAAAUGAGGAGAAAAAGCCAGUAGAAUCUGUUGGUGUUGAAAAUUCUGUGGAGCCUAUACAACAGAUUAAUGGAGAGAAGAAACAUAUUGCAGCCUUUGUGGAAGAAACUCCUAGGAUUGAUUGUUUUGACAGCCAGAGGCUUGGAAUGAAGAGGAAGAUGCAAGGUGGUCAGGAAGGAGAGUGCACGAAAAGUUUAGAAGCUCCAAGGCUGAAAGUUGGACCUUGCAAACGAAAGGUUGUAAUUCCUCUUAUCUGUGACCUGUGCAAUGUGAAGUGUGAUACUCAAGAUGUUUUUGACUGCCAUCUUUCUGGGGAAAAACACACUGCUAAGCUUAAACAAUUUGGGCCUGUGGGACUUCAAGUUCUUUACCCCUCUAACCCAACUGCAAAAUCCCUUUUGCUUCCUCAAAGCGAUCAACAGCCUGUUCGUGGCUCACCUGGUUCACAUCUUGCAACAGAGGCUUACAUACCUCCACAAACUCACAAAGCAGCACCAGUAACAUCAGGUUUGAAUCUCCAGAAUCAACAAAAUCCCAACCAGAUUGCUGCUGAGAGUGCUAGCAUAGUGCGCAGCUGAUUCUUGAUACCGCUCAGCUACAAUGAAGUGGCCGUGUCUAUUCAGUCAAACUAGCUUUAAGAAUGUUAAUUCAGAGUCUGAAAAGGGAAUUAUUUGCUAUACUUCAUAGCAGAAUUACAGGACCCAGUUGCUUGGUCCUAUGGUCUUGAAUUUGCUGGUGAUAAUGACAUCAGACCUGAAAGCAAAUGAAGGCAGGUUGAGCUCCGAUGCAUGCUUGUAAACUUUUAACUCAUUUAUCUCUGCUUAUGCAAAUACUUACUACUUUUAAAAAAAAAAAAAAUCUGAGAGAAUGUAAAAUUUUUUACACUCAUAUUAGGAUUGUUUUCUUCAGUAAUUUGUUUUACAAAAAUCAGAUUUAGAAACAAGCUGAUGUUUAAUCCAUAUUUAAACAUCUUAAAAUUCCCUUCUCUGUUUGGCUCUUCUCCUCAGAUGUUUCUGACAUAUACAUAUGUCUUAUUCUUAGCAGCAUGUGGGAAGUGAAAGAUGUGAACACGAAAUAAUGGGUAGUGUAGUGUUAUAUACUUUUCAUAUUAGUUUUUCAAUGCAGCAUGCACUAUGUUGAUCCCAUUCCUUACUUCCAUUGAAGCAUUUAUCUUCAUUUCUGGUUUAACUUUGAAUAAAUUGGUUUAAACAAAAACUGUAAAAUCUACAAACCCAAAAAGUAUUCGUGUUUAGAUGCUUCUGUUAAUGGCUUGGAUUCGUUUAUGUAGGCUUUUGGUUAAUGAAAUUGAAGCCAAUCCUCUUCAAU